AGGAGUAUCCUGUUCCUGCUAGAUAAGUUGCAUUUUUGUUGUGACCAUAACUGGUCUCUGGCCGGAAUAUUUUGCUCCGUGUAGCCAAUUUCAUUUUGUGAAGUAGUUGUGUCGGCCACUGAAGUAGAUAAUCUAUUGAUAAGAUGGUUUUGAAGAGUAUGUGACGUUUUGUUUCGACUUUCGAAACGGAGGGGUACUAGAUCAGUUUUACGACCACUUGAUUUCUGUUCUGUGUGCAUACAAUAUGGAUGUUGUUGCCGACGAGAACGGUUACUGCUAUAAUCCGCAGAGGGUGUUGAUGUUCCAAGAACGGAAAGAGGACGAUGCCACGAUGAAUACGCCCUCUUGCUUGGGAACAUCAGCAAAAAUGCCGACACAAGAACUACCCGCAUCAAGAUCAAAACAGAAAGGCCGAGCUCGUCCACACCGCAGUUCCUUCUUUGUUCGAACAACUUUUGCGACCCUUGCUGCGGCAGCGACCGCGACCGCCACUUCGUCGAUAUGUUUACUUCUUGGAGCUGCAACCACAGCCGCUGCCUAUGCGGGAACAAAUAGUUUGCAACCCGGUAAUACUAACAUUUUCGCCAACGCCCGCAACCAUUUCUGGCUGUAUUCGGGCAUUUUCUUGACCACCCAGGCGCAGUCCAUCCGCGCGGCGAAGAAGAAGAGGCGGCCGUACUACGAGGUUCUGGAUAUCAGUGAAAACGCCUCCGUAUGGAUUGUAAAAAUGUCUGGGUCUGGAAGGUUGGGACUUGUAGUGCUAGCUUUCCAUACCUAGAAAAUCUGUAUUGCAUAACCAACAAAAGUCGCAGCCUCUUUUGUCAUGCAAAAACGCAGCUUCUCAUGCGGAUUGCCUAUGAGAAAGCGUUUUGGGAAGUUGUCAUGCCGGACAGCAUUCGGAAGUGUUUUCAUCAUGCACAUUUUAGCAUCACAAGUUUCCAGACCCAGACAUUUUUACAUUUGAUACUCCGACUCGGAAAUCAAAAAGGCGUACCGGGAAAAAUCGAAGGAGUACCAUCCGGACAAGUGUCCCGAGGAAAAGUCCGCCGAGUGCCAGUCGAAGUUCAUCGAGAUAUCGCAGGCAAAUGAAGUUUUGUUGGACGAGAAAAAGCGGAAACUCUACGACCAAGGGGGGGAGGAGGCUCUGAAGGAAAGUGGACAGGGCGAAUUCGACGCCGCCGCCAUGUUUCGCCAGCACUUUGGACGAGAACCAAACGGAAAAGUCCACGUCAGAGUUAUGCAGUUUCCGAAUGGGCAGCAACAGUAAGUUAGUAAAGUACGUUGGUGAUUUUCAUUUUGCGUAUCAUCUCAGCAGCAAGUUGUAGUUUCGAAACGAAAUUUGAAGGUAUUUUGGUGGAUGACACGAAGCAAAGUUGAUGUCUUUUCAGGUUUCAAUUCUUCGAGGAGCCGGAGGCAGGUCCAGAGGAAAAUCUCUUCGAUGAGAGCAAGGACCAAAUCUACGAAGUAGCAGCGCAUGGCGGCAGCACGGUGCUCACAGACCGAGACGAGCCAUGGGCGGUAUCAAUGGAUUGAAAAUAAUCGAGGAAUGAUGAUCAAGUGUCGGACAACCACACGCAGGAGCAUUUGGUCUUCUCCUGGGUGGCUCGUCUAUUGAAGAUUUGAUAUACAACUUCGCCUUUCUAUACGGUUUUGCCAUGCUAAAUUAUCGAUCUUCCCCUCCUCAGGUAUUUUUCUACUCCCCGAAGUGCAUCAAGAAGGAGUGCCGUGACAAGGCCAAGGAGUACAAGGCGGUUGCGAAGGUUUUCGGUUCCUUCACCAAAAUAGCGGCGGUGAACUGCUUCAAGAACCAGCUAUCAAAUGUAAAAAUGUCUGGGUCUGGAAGAUUACGAGAUUUGUCAUGCAUGUUUCGGAUCACGCAUAUGGCGUCUGAUGCAGGCAAAAGCAUCACAGGUUUUCAGCACGCCUUAUGAUGCCUGUCCCGCAUGAGAAACUUCCUACUUGCGGACCAAGAAAUGGACAGCUUUUGGCGCUCAUGCAACACAAGUUUCUGCGGAUUCCAGAGUUUGCAUCACAAGUUCCAACUCUUCCAGACCCAGACACUUUUGCAUUUGAUACCAGCAGCUGUGCGUUCAUUUCGGGAUCACCCAGAACGGGAAAACAGAGCCCGAACUCCGCUGGCUUCCGGAGCAGAAGAACUCGGGAACCGAGCCGUAUGAGGGCGAGUUCAGCAGCAAGAUGAUCCAGAACUGGAUGAGCAAAAACAUACCCAACCACGCCGCAGAGUUGGUCACCAAGCGGAACCUGCGGGAGUUCGUCGACAAGGCCGUGGAAAAAAACCGCCCGCCUAUAGUUCUCUUCACGGACAAGAAGGAAGUAUUUUUGAACAUAUUCAGCGAGUGCUGUCACGUUGAUGCUGCAAUGUGCUUCUUUAUCACCAAGAACAAAUAAUUUGGAUGUGCGUUCUUGCCGACAAAGUCAAAAUGCAAGAGUCAUGAACCACAGCCAAGUUUUUGGACCAGACCUCAUGCACGAGGACCCCCCUCAGUGUCAGUGCGUCGGCUGCGGUUCAACUGAUACUCUGUAUCCCAUGCUCAUGAUGCAUAAUCUCAGGUACCCGUGAUUUGGCGGGCGGUAUCGCGGGAAUUUCAAAACCGGGCAGAGAUCGGCGUGGUGCUGCGAUGCGACAAACAGGGCUUGUUCAAAAACGAGAUCCAGCAGCACUUUGGCGUCGACCUGAAUCGCAUACCGUCCGUAUUACAGUGAAAAAUGCCCCCAGCCCCAGCGUUGCAAAAAUUUGUGAUGCGAAGUUUCCAAAUGAAAACUUUUUGUCAUGCAUGAAAGGAGUAUGAAUCUUUCUGAUGCAGAGUCUAGGCGUGUAUCGCAUCGCUUGCAUGACAAGCGCCGCUGUUGCUGGGGUCUUUUGCAGUACAAAUUUUUGCUACUCACGAUUGGAAACCUGUGAUGCUGAUAGAUGCAAGAGGGCGAAUGUUUCAUUUGGAAAGGUUUGCAAUACAAAUGCUCCCAAGUUCGGGGUUGGGGCGUUUUUCAUUGUAAUAGUUCGUUGCCGUUCUGGACAACAAGCUGAAACUUUCCGAAUUUUACAACGGCAAGGAAUUUACCAAAGACAAGCUCGCCCUUUGGUCGCAGAAACACAUUGCGGUCUUCCGCAAAGCGGGGCCGCAGGGAAGUUUCAAGCAGCUUGACGGCGAAGACUGCGUGGACAAGAGCGACUCGAACUUCUGUCUGCUUUGGCUGCGCUACGGAAAGGACCACAGUGAGGCGAUCACGGCCGCAAUGCAGGAGCUGGCAGAUUCGUAUUUUUUUGCCGCUACUUUUCUUGAUGAGAUCAUCGUCCGUCCGCUUGUUGAACUUGGAAAUUUUGCAAUUGAUGUCAACGUUGUCCCCUAUAUGCCAAAGCAAAAACUCUACAGAUACAAAACGGACCCUGUGAAGCUUCGAUGGGUGGCCGCAGCGCAAAACCCCGGAAUCGCUGAGGCCUUCGGGCUUAAAGCCCCGCCAGCGAACGGACUUGCUUUUGUGCUCUACCGCCCAAAGCGAGACAAGUUCAAGGUUUUCGAUUCCGCGCAGGUGGAGAUAGCCGGACUGCAGGCUCGUCUAAAGGAAUUCGUGGAUACGGCUGCCUUCGAGGGUGCGCAGCUCCCAGAUAGGAUACACAAACCGCUUACUGCAGCAAAAAUUAGCUCCAGCAGGGAGGAACUGUAGGAAAGGUUUUGUGGUUUUUUUUCUUGUUCCUAGUACACCGUCCUGUGAUCCGGUUGGAUUGGAGCUUGUCUCGGUGUGCGCGGGGUAGAGAGGCUGUUUUUCUGCGUACAUCUAUCAUUUUUACAUUUCCAAGGCCACCUACAUGCGUUCACUAGCGACAAAACCACGACUGACGCGACGAGGACUACUGAUUUUAAGUAGUAUGACCAUCGCCCCCUCGUAUCCCGAGGCAAUAACCCUUCAAAACGAUGGCUUGGAUGAAUCGCGACAGCUGUCAUUUUGUAGAAGAAAAAGCCUCUUGUUCUGUUUUUCC
Amoebophrya sp. A120 is the source of this 3997-nucleotide messenger RNA. NCBI's taxonomy places the organism in Eukaryota, Dinophyceae, Syndiniales, Amoebophryaceae. The record is from the annotation of a GenBank genome assembly.